UUCUCCCCUCCUAAGAUUGACCAUCAAACCCUUCACACCUCGUCUACUAUACUUCUAUACGGGCACUCGUUCACAUACUCACAAACAUAUACCCACGAGUGCUUUCUUUUAUCUCUUAAUUAUUCUACCGCUCUAUCCACAAAGACAUAUCAACGACACUUUAUAAUCACCAUGAAUACUAAUAAGGACCAGAUGCUCGACAGCGUUUGUCUGACCAACGAAAAGAACAAGACCAGUGUCGCAGGCACUACAAGCAGCGUCCUCAGUGCCAACAACAGAGAGAGAGCUUAUGUCCCUGAAACGGCUUUGACCUCACCUGAGGCUCGAGAUAAUACUGUGUCAAUCGAGCCCGUUGUUGCCAGCAGUGGCGAUCAGGACUACUUUAACACAAUAAUUGCUGAUCAAGGAUAUGCUGAUCAAGGCGGCGCUGCCACUCCCUCGUCCAUUGCCGCCUCUGAGGCGCCUUCAGAAAGCACCCUCUACUCCGACAAGGGCCAGGACGACUCCGGCAAGGAUCGAGACGAUGUGGACAAGGCCCUCGCAGCCCCGACUGACUACUGGCACAAGACGCUGGCCGGUGCACCCGUGCUGCUGGAGCUGCCCACAGAUCGUCCGCGCUUUGGCAAGCAGCCGGUUGCCGACGCUCAUCACCGCUUCCGAAUCGACAAAACACUGAAGCGCGCUCUCAAGAACCUGAGCGACAACAGUAUCGUGAACCUACCGACAACCCUGUUGGCUGCAUGGGCCCUGGUGAUGUCGCGCCUCACCAACCAAGACGACAUCCUCAUUGCCAUCCCUGGCGACAACAUCGGCAGUGCCCUGCCGCUGCGCAUCCAUGUUGCUGGAGACGUGAACACUGUCGACAUGCUCGAACGCGUUCGCAAGGCUCUCCUUGAUGCGCGUGCACACCAGGACACCCCCCUCCAGACGAUCAUCGACAUCGUGCAGCCCCAGCAUACGAACGGCCAUGUGAACGGCCAUGCACAGUCGUUCCAGCUGCUAUUCCGCUGGCAUGAUGGAGAUCUCUGGCAGGCCCCAGCCGAGACUCACUCUCCUCAACCCGAGCUCGGACUCCAUUUGCAGGAAGAGGGAGACGAGAUCGCUGGAGAGCUGCACUACUCUGCGUCGCUUUACGACGCCGAGACAGUUGAAAGACAUGCCGGCUACCUGGUCACCAUCCUCCAGGCAAUGACGGCCAAGGCCACCGAGCCUGUUGCUGCAAUCGACAUUCUCUCGCAGGCCGAGCGGACACUCCUGCUCGACACAUGGAACAGUUCGACCGCCGUAUACCCCGACCAGCAGUGCAUCCACCACCUGUUCGAGAAUCAGGUCGCCCACACUCCCGAUGCUAUUGCCGUUGUCUUUGAGGACCAAGCCAUGACCUAUGGGGAACUCAAUGCUCAGUCCAACCGGCUUGCGCACCAGCUCAUCGACCUCGGGGUCGCGCCUGACAGCCUUGUUGGCCUCUGCGUCGAGCGUUCACCUGCGAUGGUUGUUGGGAUCCUUGGUGUCCUUAAGGCUGGCGGUGCAUAUGUGCCACUGGAUCCUUCGCAUGCCAGUGAACGUCUCCUGACCAUCCUCGACGACGCCUCACCGGCGGUUCUUUUGGCUGACAAGACCGGCCGCAGUGCCAUCGGCGAAGAAGCACUUCGAUCGCUGACUGUGGUC
Molecule: messenger RNA, 1668 nt
Organism: Gamsiella multidivaricata
Lineage: Eukaryota; Fungi; Mortierellomycota; Mortierellomycetes; Mortierellales; Mortierellaceae
Exons: 6
Biological process (GO): amino acid activation for nonribosomal peptide biosynthetic process; secondary metabolite biosynthetic process
Cellular component (GO): cytoplasm
Molecular function (GO): catalytic activity; phosphopantetheine binding
Source: RefSeq, a predicted model, not a curated record